Messenger RNA from Scleropages formosus (Asian bonytongue), 2307 nucleotides. It is a transcript of the gene cbln20, whose product is annotated as cerebellin 20. The transcript is spliced from 3 exons. Gene Ontology annotation, cellular component: synapse. Bases 1266 to 1958 code for a protein of 230 amino acids. Gene Ontology annotation, molecular function: protein binding. Lineage: Eukaryota; Metazoa; Chordata; Actinopteri; Osteoglossiformes; Osteoglossidae. The record is from RefSeq and is a predicted model, not a curated record. Gene Ontology annotation, biological process: maintenance of synapse structure.
AAUGGAAAAUUGUAACCUUUUGAUUACAAGUCUGUGCACUUAACCAGUGUGCUAACCACUGCUCCACUGUAUGGGAAUGUCAUUUCUGCCACCCUCGUAAUCCUUUAGUGUUGCAACCUGACAACACCCAAAGGACCUCUACCGUGGUUGUGUCUGGCGAGAUCGGAGUCCCACCAAGCAGAUGGAACUCACGUACAAUGCUUGCCCUACAUUCAUAGUCUCCAAUAAGAUGAGCAUCUCACCUCUUCACAUGCACACACAGUGGGAGGAGGAGUCCAUCCACACUUUAUAGCCAGAAGCAAGGUACUGUACCACUUUACUUUUCCUUCAGAGACAAUCACCGCUGUGUCUUCCCUCUGCACGAUGAGAGGUGAGACUUGAGAAUCUUCAUGGUCAUUCAUUGCCAUUGCUGUGCAAGCCAUCUAGAGUGUCACAACAAAAUCUGUUAAAGUUCUAGGACCGGUAGCUGGUUUGUGGGUGUCUAUUUAUGUAGUGGAAUGAGCCACACACCCUGGAACUGAAAUACGGCAUUAGAAUUGUGUUGCACUAUAGCUGUGCAAUGAGCGUGUUUCCAUACUGAACAGAAUUAGUGGCUCUUUACUGUGAUAAAUACAAAAGAGCUGCAGCUGGUGACCACUGCCACAUUUCUCUGUGCUUCGUGUUUUAGAAGGACUCUUUAUCUGGCAUAACGUAUUUGUGUAACAACGUGAAAAGUGUGUGCCAUAUGUUACAUUUGUCACUUGUGUGCCCUGUGCUUUGUAAACAUUUACGGCAGUAUGUAUUCUUGAAUUAUAGCAAACAUAACAUUUAAUACUGUCACUUGAUAUGCAGCUUUUGCUGUUUUGUACACGACAUGAUCGAUAAAUUGAAUCCCGUGCUUGUUUAGGGUUGGGACUCACUAGGAUGUAGAACUGUGUUUCUGAUUUUCAGCAGCCGCUGUACGGGCAUUUCUCGCGAGGUACAACUACCUUUAAAUGUGGACUUUGGUAGUUUUUUGUGGUUGUGUCUGCACCUUCAAUGCUCUACUUCAAACACUGGAUUUCUGGCAUGUGUGCUGUGGUGUAAGCAUAUUUGGUAAAUUUUUUCAUCUACCAUGGAUGCCGGAAGUUACAUGGUUUGCAUUUGCUUGUUUAUGCAGAAUGUAUCGCGUUGAUGUAUGACUUUGUUAUGUUGUAUUUCACUUUUUGAACGUAUGUGUAAUGUUUCGGACACGGUUCGAAACUGAGUUGCCUCGUGUGCUAUGAGGAAUAAGAGCCCAUGUAUGUAUGUUGUGUGUUGCCACCUCAGGUAUUUUGUUGCUGUGCUUUCUGGAGGCCGUGGGAGCAUUACAGAACUACACAUGGGACCCGCCAGGAACAGAAAACGCUGAUGAAGUCAUUGCCGUUGACACCUGCCUGACGGAUAAGGGGUCCUGUGGUUGCUGUGUGAUGCAGAAGCUGAUGAAGCAAAUGGAGCAUUAUUUCAACUUGACCAUCACUGAACUGAACAGGGAGCUUGAGGAAGCACAGGAAACCCUCAGCAAAAUACAGGCCAGCCGAAGUGCCUUCUCUGUUGCCCUGACGGAUUCUUCAUGGUGCUUUGGGCCUUUCCGGACAGAAAUGAUCGUGAAGUACCAGGUCAGCUUCUUGAACCUGGGCAACGACUACAACAAAUCCACAGGAAACUUCGUGGCUCCGCGCUCGGGUGUGUACGUCUUUGCGGUGACUGCGGUUAGUGAUUCAGGUUCCCCCGGUACCCCUCUGGCGGCCUGCGUCAUCCUUCGUGUGAACAAUCUGGAGGUGGCUUCCAUCAGUGAGAAGAAUGACCAGGAUCAAGAAGAUAGCGGCACCGUGGUGCUGACCGUCCAGCUGAAUGCCGGGGAUCAUGUGGCUGUCUACAUGCCACCCGGCUGCUUCUUGUGCGACAGCAAGCAACACUUAAACACCUUUACUGGCUUCCUGCUGUACAGCACUAAAUGAGCAGGGGACGUACCUCUCUCACCCUGCUGCCUUAAUUACUCUAACUCACACUCAGCCCUGCCCCCACAUAGGUGUGACACGUAAAACACGCUUGCUCAGCACUAUUCUGGUGCUAUCCUCCCAGAAAUUCCGGUUGAUCAUGCAGAUUUGUGUAAGUGCACUCUGCCGUUAAGGGAUUGCUGUUAGUCGGAAGUAGUAGCUGGUAUCUCCCUCUCAGGAUCAGGAUUUUGUCCUCCUCCUAGUCUCCCCAUCUGUCCUUUAGCUUGACCUUCAGACACAUCCACAUCAGCUCCACUCUUUAAAUUGACAAUGGUUUCAAGUCAACACUAGGCAAACUUUGUGUAUUCUG